AUGGUAAAUAAUUUAAAAACGGAUAUUAAAUUCUUCAUUGUUGCCUUGGCUUUUGUGGCUUGCGCCUAUGCCGAUGUUUCGGAAUUGGGUUACAACUAUAACCAACAACAUCAUGCCCACCAUGAACACCAUGUUCAUCAUGAAGUGGCAGCUCAACCCCAAAAUUCAUACAUUCCUCCCGCACCCGUUGCUCCAGUUGCUCCCGUCAACACGUAUGUGCCACCAGCACCAGUAGCUCCCGUCAACACUUAUGUGCCACCAGCACCUGUACAAAUUCAUCCUGGACCCGCCCCUGUUGUUCACGAACCCGUCAACACCUACAUUCCUCCAGCAUCCGUCAAUCCCGUCGAAGAAAUCGUACAAACCCCCUCUGACGGUUAUCACUACAAGACUGCCCGCCGUGUUGUCUACAGACACCGUGCUUAAAUGAAUUUUCUAUCUAAA
Musca domestica (house fly) is the source of this 444-nucleotide messenger RNA. RefSeq lists its product as uncharacterized. The record is from RefSeq and is a predicted model, not a curated record. Bases 1 to 426 code for a protein of 141 amino acids. NCBI's taxonomy places the organism in Eukaryota, Metazoa, Arthropoda, Insecta, Diptera, Muscidae. The transcript has 3 exons.